UAAGUGAGUUUUGAGCAAAGUUCCUUUCUCAGUACAGGGAAAUGUGUCGAAAUGAUUGUCUAUGGUGUUUACACAUAUAAUACAGAUGAAAUGAAUAAACAUUGGGUUGAACAACACUGGUGUAUUCCUAUAAGACAUGACAUAUCUGCAGCAUACAUAUGUAAAUUAAAUGAACAUAGGAUGUGCUAUAAUUGCUUUCACAAUAGACAUUAAUAUGGACAUGUAAUAUUACCAGAUCUGUUCAGAGUACUGUGUGAUGGUAGGUUUUGGUCAGACACACACUUGCAUCUUGGCACGAGUCAAAGUUCCAGCAUGACUAGACAGAGUCAAAGUCAAAGUCAGGCUGGAACGUCUCUUAUCUAUCAGGAUAUUAUAUCACACAGAUACAUCAGACACACACGCAGGCACUGAACUUUGAACAGUGUCAUGUUGAUGAGGUGAUCUGCACAAGAGAUAUAUAAUAAGUACCUACCAAUAGCCUUCAGAGCAUUCUAAACAUCUUUGGUAUCAGGCUGAGCGCUUCUACCAAACUAUUUACCAAUUCGAGGUCAUAGAAAAAACAGAACAUUGUUUUAAUAUCUCACUUCCUGUCUACGUCUUCCCUCAGUAUACAGAUAAGUGAUAACCUCAAUUAUUUGGAAAAAUGACGAUCGGCAAAAGCUCCAAAAAGCAAAAGGCUCCUCGGUCUCCUCCUUUCCUAGACCGGGCCAGUGGAUUCUAUGGACGUUUAGAUGAAAUAGAAACGGAGUUCAGGACAGAAGCGCAGGUCACAGAGAAACAACCAGUGUCUAAGCCUAUGGCAGGAGAAAUGAACAGCAGAGAGCUGCCAGAUGAUCAGGAGCACUGUGUGUUCGAUUUCAGCGAGGGCAUGAUGGAGGACGAUGGGACCACCCUGUUGAAGAGGAAGCCGAGCCGACUGAGCCGGCGUUGGAGCAGGAAAAGCUCCAGGAGGACCAAAUCUGAUAAAUCGUCCCUGGAGAUGGACAUCCAACACACUGAGACUGAGGUGGCUCCUUCUAUUAACCCGAGCCUGGAUGUGCACUUAGAAACUCAGCCUGAAACAUUAUCAGGCAGCAGAGCUCCAGAACCCAUGUUAAUCUACUUCUCUGUAAGAGAGGAAGAUGAUGAUCAGAAGCUCAUUCCUAUAGGAAAGGAGAGACAAAGGGGGAUGAAGGAAAAGAGGAGAGAAGGAGUGGUGGAGGGGAAACCAGAUGCAGAGAACAUGAAGGUCGUUAAAAGGAGUUCUCUUAGGAAUUAUCACAAGGUUUUGGAUAAAGCACUCCGACGAGGAUGGGAGACCUUUGUUGCUAACUUGUACAGUGUGACCCUCUCUCCUGUUUCCUCCUCUGUGUCCUCACCAAGCAAGACUGAAAUGGACAGGAAGGCUGCUCUGGCAGAUUUUAGAUGCUGAUUUAAUUUAAAUAUAAAUUAUCAAUUUCAGUUGUUAAUUGCCUGAAAAUGUGUUUGGUAAUCAUGUAGUAAUUGAUAUUACAUGUAUUUUUUGUAAGCUGUAUUUAUAUUUGAUUUAUCUCCACAAGAAUCACCUUUGUUAGUUAGUUAGUUUGUUUGUUUAUAUUACUGCAGUAUCUAACAUGGAUCUUGUUUAAGGACGGUUUGUGUUCUAUAACCUGAGAAAGCAAGAUUCAUAUCCUGAAAGUACCUGAGGUUGUAGUUUUGGUUCUGACUUGGGUGUAGUACACGAUGAAUUAUGUUACUGCUCAAUAAGCUUUUGUCCGACAGAACAAGAACGAUCUCCCAAAACAUAAUGGAAUCAUUUUAGGAUUUGUUAUGAUUGUUGUGAAACUGAUUGAGCUGAGAACAGUAUUACGGAGGCAGAGCUCAUUGAUGUCAUUUGUCCCUUGACCCUGGGACUAAAACUCCAACACUGGGAGCUCAUAUCUUCUUGGCUUUGAAGUCCAUGACUGAGCCAGCUGAGUUGUUUUUAUUGAUCAUAAACCAUUCAUAAGAAUUAAUGACCUUAUAUGAUCGGGACUACAGAGAAAUAAUAAUAAUAAAAAAAACAUUUUAUUGUAAAAA
Messenger RNA from Ictalurus furcatus (blue catfish), 2037 nucleotides. RefSeq lists its product as uncharacterized. The record is from RefSeq and is a predicted model, not a curated record. The transcript is spliced from 2 exons. NCBI's taxonomy places the organism in Eukaryota, Metazoa, Chordata, Actinopteri, Siluriformes, Ictaluridae. The coding region runs from base 644 to 1411 and encodes 255 amino acids.